Molecule: messenger RNA, 1027 nt
Organism: Salvelinus sp. IW2-2015
Lineage: Eukaryota; Metazoa; Chordata; Actinopteri; Salmoniformes; Salmonidae
Product: trace amine-associated receptor 13c-like
Biological process (GO): G protein-coupled receptor signaling pathway
Cellular component (GO): membrane
Molecular function (GO): trace-amine receptor activity
Source: RefSeq, a predicted model, not a curated record
CCUGGGAGGGGAGUGUCUGUCAGUAACUCAGGGAUAAAUAGAGAGGCAGAGCUCAGAGUUUGUCAGAAGGCGGACCUGACAGGGUCACACACAGGACCAAGCAGGAGAAGGACCUCAGCAUUUUGACCUUUUAUUACAAAUGGAGAAACAUGAAGAUGUUCAAUACUGUUUUCAAGACRGAAACUCUUCUUGCAGAAAGGYUUUGCUAUCGACAUCUAUCUACAUAACACUGUACAUCUUCUUCUCAUUGAUUUCAGCAGUUACAGUAUUUUUGAACGUACUGGUGAUCAUCUCCAUCUCUCACUUCAAGCAGCUCCACACUCCAACCAACCUGCUCAUCCUCUCUCUGGCUGUGUCAGAUCUCCUSGUGGGACUGAUUGUGAUACCAGUAAUGACUGUAGCAUUAAUGGAACCAUGCUGGGUUUUUGGGAAAUAUUUCUGUGUGUUUCAUAUCUACAUAGAUUUUUUAUGUACUUCUUUAUCUCUGGGCAAUUUGGUCUUGAUAUCUAUUGACCGCUAUGUUGCUGUGUGUGAUCCCUUAUUGUACCACUCUAAAAUAACAAUAACAAGAAUCAUGUGUUGUAUAUCCAUUACCUGGUGUUGUUGUAUCAUAUACGAUGCUGCUAUUAUAAAAAACUAUGUAAAUGUACAGAUACCCAGUAGGUGUUUGAAAGAAUGUACUACUGUUGAAGGGUCAAUCUGGGUUAAUAUCACUGACCUUGUAAUUACAACGGUUGUUCCGUGCUCUGUUAUUGUAACCCUUUAUAUGAAAAUCUUUGUGGUGGCCAGAUCACAGGCCAGAAAGGUAUUUUCUAAAGAGGCUGUCAUGCAGCUGGAGACCAAUGACCUAGUGCAGCUGGAGACCAAUGACCUAGUGCAGCUGGAGACCAAUGACCUAGUGCAGCUGGAGACCAAUGACCUAGUGCAGCUGGAGAACAAUGACCUGGUGUUUGGGACAUACUUGGUCUACUGGGAGAGGAGGGUAGACUGGUUUCAAUCUGAAGCGGCAGCUGCCACCGCUGAGUAG